AUGAAGUUAUCUCCUGGUCUGCACAAGCUUUCUCAGGCUAUACUGGUUGACAAGUCCCAGCAAAGCGCCAGGAACCGGCUGGAAGAACUUACAGAAAAGACGACAAAGGCGAUUCCCAACUACUACCUUGAACAUGAACCAUCCGCAUCCGAAUGGCUCGCAUCGCUCGUGCCUACGAAAGAAGGCACAUACCAAUAUCUUCACAGCCUCUUCCCUUCCAUCGGCUGGGUACCUCGCUACAACUGGCGAUGGUUAUUGGCAGACUCCAUAGCAGGACUUACAGUCGGCCUGGUGGUUGUGCCCCAAGCAAUGGCAUACGCCCUGCUCGCCACGUUAAGCCCGGACUUUGGCUUGUACACGUCCUUCGCGGGGGCCGCAACCUAUUGGCUGUUUGGCACUUCCAAAGAUAUCGUCAUUGGUACAACCGCCGUCGGUUCACUCCUCGUUGGCAAUGUGAUUACUAGUAUACAGGACUCACACCCAGGAGUUUACACCAAUGAAGAGAUUGCAAAAACACUCUCAUUCAUAACUGGGGCGAUGCUCCUGGCAAUUGGCCUGCUACGACUUGGAUGGGUCGUCGAAGUCAUACCAUACAUCCCGAUUUCUGCAUUUAUCACAGCUGCCAGCAUAACGAUCAUGUCGACUCAAUUUCCCGUCAUGAUGGGCAUUCCUGGGAUCAAUACACGAGAAGAGCCGUACAAGGUAAUUAUCAACUCGCUACGAAACCUUGGAAACACUCAGCUCGACGCUGCUAUCGGUAUUUCUUGUCUCAUACUGCUGGACUUGAUCAAGAGAAUUUGUGCAAAAAUGGAGGUCCGCCAACCUUCACAUCAACGCUUGUGGGCAACGAUUUCGUGCUUGCGGCUGUCGUUUGCCAUGCUAUUUUAUACCUUCAUUAGCUGGCUGGUGAAUCGAGGAUUGCCCAAGGGCGAGAGUGAGUUUCGGAUCGUGGGAACGAUACAGUCAGGUUUCAAACACGCAGGAGUCCCAAGGCUCGACGCUGAGCUAGUCCGACUUGUUAUUCCACAGACUCCGAUUAUGAUGGUCAUCCUGGUGAUCGAGCAUAUUGCGAUUGCGAAGAAUUUUGGCAAGCAAUUUGGCUACCAGGUGAUCCCAUCCCAAGAGAUCAUGGCUCAAGGUACGGCAAAUCUGUUGGGUCCUUUUCUGGGUGGCUAUGCCUGUACUGGGUCCUUCGGAGCCUCUGCCGUUCUCGCCAAAGCUGGAGUCAAGACUCCGCUUGCCGGUCUUUUCAGCGCCCUCGUUCUCUUGCUAGCACUCUAUGCGCUGACGGCCGUCUUUUACUACAUCCCCAGAGCGGCGCUCGCUGGCCUAAUCAUCCACGCUGUGCUGAACUUGGUGGCGUCUCCGAAAACAUGCUACAAAUAUUGGCGAAUUUCCCCCUUCGAAUUCCUGAUCUGGAUCGUUGGGGUCGUUGUUGCCAUAUUUACCGGGCUGGAAACAUCCAUCUAUACCACUAUCGGUCUCUCGUUAUUCCUCCUAAUUGUUCGAAUCGCUCGCACAAACGGACAAUUCCUUGGGCGGGUACCAAUUUGGCAGGUCGCCGUCGAUCUUGGCGCUGACGGAGACGCGCAAAACGAGAGACCUCAACAGAAUCAGUCUGAGAUAGAAGUUCGAGACGCCUAUAUCCCCAUGGACCGGAAGGACGCUUCUAAUCCGGAGGUAAUAGUCCAGUCACCUUAUCCAGGAGUGUUUGUGUAUCGCUUUCCCGAGGGCUUCAACUACCUCAAUAAAACAUUGCACCUAAACAAUCUCACCGCCUAUAUUCUCAAACACACUCGACGCACGACGAAAGAGGAGAAUGUGAAAUCUCACCAACUGCUAUGGUGCGAAUCAAGAGCAUCGCAAAAUAUAGACACAAGUUUACCGAUCCUGCGAGCCAUUGUUCUCGACUGCUCAUCAGUGAACAACAUCGAUAUCACAGGUGUCCAAGGACUGAUCGACGCAAGGAAUGCCUUGGACCGCCAUGCAGCCCCGUCCCUGGUUGAUUGGCACUUCGCGGCGCUGUGGAACCGAUGGUCUCGACGAGCUCUUGCAACAGCAGGAUUUGGCUAUCCUGCGAAAAGAAGCCAGUUCGCACUGGGCAAUUGGACCCCAGUAUACUCUCUCACAAGCUCCUUCGCCGGGGCAGUGCCUGAAGACGCUUGCGCUGAGGCCAAAAAGAAGGAGCAGCUGGCGAAGACAGACUGCGAGAGCAAAGUAGAAAGAGUGAAGUCGGACGAAAACAAUGAAGACGACCUUGAAGUGAUCCUGAAUUGCGAGCAACGGGUUCGGUCACUGGGGGAAGAUGGCACAGCAGCACUCACGAAAGCGGCGCCGCUCCGACCAGUUUUCGGCCUUGACCGACCUUUCUUCCACAUAGAUCUUGGGCAAGCCGUGUCGGCCGCCGUGCGCUGCGCAAGAAUGAGUGAUUGA
Cladophialophora psammophila CBS 110553 is the source of this 2433-nucleotide messenger RNA. RefSeq lists its product as uncharacterized. Gene Ontology annotation, molecular function: secondary active sulfate transmembrane transporter activity. Gene Ontology annotation, cellular component: membrane. The record is from RefSeq and is a predicted model, not a curated record. Gene Ontology annotation, biological process: transmembrane transport. The transcript has 3 exons. The coding region runs from base 1 to 2433 and encodes 810 amino acids. NCBI's taxonomy places the organism in Eukaryota, Fungi, Ascomycota, Eurotiomycetes, Chaetothyriales, Herpotrichiellaceae.